AUGAGUAUCAAAUGGUGUUUCCCAUUGACUUUUGUGUUGUUUUUUGCGAUUUGCAGUUUCGCAGAUUGUUAUGACCCCUUGGAUCCAAAUGGAAAUGUUACAGUAACUUUUGACACACUUCAUUGGACGAAUGAUGGCUAUCUGGCAAGGGUAAGUAUCCAAAACUACUAUCAAUAUCGUCAAGUAGACACACCUGGGUGGAAACUAGGAUUCACAUGGACCAAUAAUGAGAUCAUUUGGUCAAUAUCCGGUGCUAUUGCAACUCACCAAGGGAACUGCACUAAUUUCAAAGAUGAAAUACCUCAUUGCUGUAUGCAAACCCCAGAGAUAGUUGAUCUGACACCAGACCGCCGCUCUGCUAACUCACCAGAAAACUGCUGUCAUGGUGGCCUUCUUGCUGCCUCGGCGAUUAACCCCACACAAUCAUCUUCAUCAUUUGACAUUGUUGUCGGUAACUUACAGGGAAAUUUUUCAAAAAGUAUGCCUGUGAAUCUUACAUUACUGGCACCGGGACCUGGAUACACUUGUAGCCCCAUUCAAGAAACUCAACCAACAGUUUCUCUUGUUGAUGGCGGAAUAAGAUAUGAACAAGUGUUUAGAACAUGGAAAUCCACAUGCACAUACUCUAGUUAUUUGGCUAAUAAAACACCAGUAUGUUGUGUUUCAUUGUCAACAUUUUAUAGUCCAGAAAUUACAACAUGUCCUCAAUGCAGCUGUGGAUGCAGACCAGCUGACAAGAAAGCAUUAUCCUGCAUCAGUGGUUCAAGCAGUUCAGAAUUCAUCAAUGCUUUGGACGCCGUGCGAUGCACUGAUCAUAUGUGUCCCCUUCGAGUCCAUUGGCAUGUUAAAACCAACUAUGCUGAUCAUUGGAGGGUGAAGCUCACGGUUACAAAUCUAAACUACAACAGAAAUUACAGUAACUGGAACCUUGUGGUUCACCAUCCGGGGUUCAGUCAGCCAACAACAACUUUUAGUUUCAACACUACUUUGCUCCAUACUGAUGGGAUCUCAGAUGAUGUAGCCCUCUUUUGGGGUAUAGACUACUACAACACUGAGCUUUUGAAUGCGGACAAGGAUCAAGUGGGCUCAGUCUCAACAGAAAUACUUCUAGCCAAGGACCACAAAGCAUUCACAUUACACAAUGGUUGGGCUUUGCCAAGAACCAUUUACUUCGCAGGUGAAAACUGUGUUAUGCCAUCUCCUGACAAUUACCCAAUGCUUCCGAAUGGUACUUCUCCACGUAGACCACUCCAUAAUCUAAUCCUCUUCAUAAUCAUCUAUUUCUACUUCAAGCUGCUAAGAUUCUAAUACCAUGAUUCACAUUACAAAAUGGUUGGGAAUGCCAAAACGAUAGGGAUUGAUGAUGUGUAAUAACGAACUAUUUUGGCAAUCUAUGGAUAUAUAGAUGCCAAAAGGAAAAUGUUAUGCAUUUCAGCAAAGUGUUGGUUUGUUUGUAACCAAAAUAUAAGUAUGAUAGUUUAGAAAACUUAUGUAAGUCACUUUAAAGUGAUGUCCAAACAAAGAAUGUGCUCGCCUUGAAGUACUAUAUCGGAUUGAUGGUGCAUUUGGGUUUGGGUUUCCAGACAUCUAAUGUUGAAAGCCUAUUCGGUCAAUUUUGCAGAUAGAUAUUUGGGUUUUAUGUCCAAUUUUUAUUGUAUUAGAUACAACUUACCCUUAUUAUGAUAUUAUUGUUUACCUUUUGAAAA
Helianthus annuus (common sunflower) is the source of this 1706-nucleotide messenger RNA. RefSeq names its product COBRA-like protein 1. The coding region runs from base 1 to 1308 and encodes 435 amino acids. The record is from RefSeq and is a predicted model, not a curated record. Gene Ontology annotation, biological process: cellulose microfibril organization; plant-type cell wall cellulose biosynthetic process. The transcript has 6 exons. NCBI's taxonomy places the organism in Eukaryota, Viridiplantae, Streptophyta, Magnoliopsida, Asterales, Asteraceae. Gene Ontology annotation, cellular component: plasma membrane.